UUACAGAUGGCAAGCGCAAACAGAAACAGGAAGUAGCUGUGCAGAGUUCGAGAAAAAUGUCCUGACGUAGUCCCGAAUGUAUUUUCUCUAAAAAGUGAUUCACUUCAACGAAUUUGCGAUUAGAAAUCGUGCCAAACUCAAAUUAAACGGUUAUUUCAUAAACAUAGCUAGUUACCCAAUGACAUUGAAAUGUCUAGUAGAAAGAGAUCGCGAGACUCGGAGGACAGAGGGGACCGCAAAAGGCACAAGGAAUCAAAACACGAUGUAGAAAAACUCAAGAAACAAGCGAGAAAACUCAACCAAGAAGUGCAAAAGCUGAAGCAUUUGGAGACCUUUUAUGAAAAACCUCCUCCUGGACUCAUAAAGGCGGAGGAGUACAAACCAGAGGACUGUAUUCCUGCUGAUCCAGGAAAUGAGGAUGCUAGGGACUUCCUGGCUCAUGCCCCCACCAAGGGGCUGUGGAUGCCUCUGGGGAAGGAGGUGAAAGUGAUGCAGUGUUGGAGAUGCAAGCGCUAUGGACACAGGACAGGGGACCGAGAGUGUCCCUUCUUCAUCAAAGGAAACCAGAAACUGGAGCAGUUCAGAGUGGCACACGAAGACCCAAUGUACGACCUGAUCCGAGAAAACAAACGCAAUGAAAAAGAAACAAGGAUCCAGCAGCUGCAGCAACUCCUGCAGGACACCACCUCCUCCGACUCGGAUAGGUCCUCCUCUUCCUCCUCCACCGGCGACCGCAAGAAGAGGAAACACAAGAAGAAGGACAAGAAGAAGGACAAGAAGAAGAGGAAGAAGAGGAGGAAGCACAAGUCCUCCAAAACCAGUGACUGUUCUGAGUCCGAUUGAGCCAUAGGAACCUACCUGGAUUGUUCUAGCAGGGAGAUGGCUACACUGCAGUGUCUAUCAGUCAGUGAGCAGCUAUGGUGGUUCUUACCCAUUGGCUCAGGGUUGCCUCAGUGGCACACUACGAAGUGCACACUAGAGGACCCUUUUUGGUUCAGUAUUCUUCCCUCCAUCUGAGCCUUUAAAUAAUGCAUGACUUGUCCCAUCCCUCAUAUGGUUGAUGCCUCUAUUCCAUUAGAUCAUACAGAAUAAGAUUCUAUGGAUCCGCAAUGCUGAUUGUGAAUGUAGGGCCCCUCAGGCGAGGAUCUCAGAAAGCCCUUACAGCAUGGGUAAUGACAUGGCUGCCUCGGGGGGCCUGAGCCAGCCAGAAGAGUUGAAAUCAGUUUGUAGCUGUUAUGGAGGACGUUGGCUUGAUGAAUCAGAUCCGAAUGAAAACGUGACAGAACAGAGCAUGUUGUUAGAGGUGGUUUUGCUUUGUAUUUAGCUUGAUUGUAGGCCUGUUGUUUGACAAAAAGUGGGGGAAAUUGCAGCACAUUUUUCCCAUAUUUAUUUUCUUCCAAAUGACGCUGAUGGAUGUUUGAAUGCUUAUUACUGUACAUAAAUAUUUGGAAUAAAUUGAGGUUGGAAUUUACAUAUUUGAUUUAAAUCCAGCUUGAGAAAGGGAGAGAGAAUGUACUGUAUUUCAGUGUGUUCUCCGUGGCCAAGGAUAAAGCCUCUUACUCAUCAAAUUAAUCUUGAAGCCGCAAGUAAAGAAUACUUUCAAUUUGUCAUUA
Salvelinus fontinalis (brook trout) is the source of this 1613-nucleotide messenger RNA. RefSeq names its product RP9 pre-mRNA splicing factor (gene rp9). The coding region runs from base 190 to 843 and encodes 217 amino acids. The record is from RefSeq and is a predicted model, not a curated record. NCBI's taxonomy places the organism in Eukaryota, Metazoa, Chordata, Actinopteri, Salmoniformes, Salmonidae. The transcript has 6 exons. Gene Ontology annotation, biological process: RNA splicing.